This is a messenger RNA of Sitophilus oryzae (rice weevil), 954 nucleotides long. Its product is annotated as putative oxidoreductase GLYR1 homolog. Lineage: Eukaryota; Metazoa; Arthropoda; Insecta; Coleoptera; Curculionidae. The coding region runs from base 1 to 606 and encodes 201 amino acids. The transcript has 4 exons. Gene Ontology annotation, molecular function: NAD binding; oxidoreductase activity, acting on the CH-OH group of donors, NAD or NADP as acceptor. The record is from RefSeq and is a predicted model, not a curated record.
AUGGGUAUAGAACAUUUAAAAGACAAAGGAUAUGUUGAGAUGACCAUUAUGGCCCCAGAGAGAUCGAGAGAGAUUUCAGGGCUUGUUACAAAGGGAGGGGGCACUUAUUUGGAAGCUAUGAACAUAGGAGGAAGCAGUAGCUAUGCAGGAUCAAAAGAUUUGUAUAACGAGUGUCAGUCUUGUUUUAAAGCUAUAGUAAAUAAGAGUGAGUUACUAGGUGAUGAUAAAAGUGUUGGUACUGGUUGCAUGGCCUACUUAAAUAUGAAGAUACUGAGAGGAAUUUUUCUUACGGGGGUUACUGAAGGUUUUGCUAUGGCUGAUAAAUGUAACAUUCCACUGGAACACUUUAGUCGUUUUUUUGAAAUUACAGGCUUGUCUAAUAAUUAUUUAAAAGGCAAGAUAAAAAUGAUAUUGAAUGGCAACUUUGAGACACAAGAACCGCUGCAUAGGCUACAAAAGGAUUUAGCAUUGGGACUGGAGAUCUCAAACAACUACAGACAGCCCAUGCCUUUAGCUUCAAACGUCAACGAAAUAUUAAAGCAUGCUCGAAGGCUAGGCUACGAUAACCAGGAUGCUUGUUGUAUAUAUAAUCGUACAAGAUAUUGAAAUAUAUGAAGAUUUCGAAUAUUGACACAUUGAGUUCCGCUCAAUAACGGAAUUUAAGCGACGUUAGGUGAUACUAGGGUUUGGACGGGUGGCGCUCUACAAAACCAGUCGCGCCGAAUAUGGCGGUUCGGAAUAAGUGUAAGCAAAGUAGAUCCAGAUCCACACAUCCAGAUUACCCAUGGCAACUAAAAAGAGACAUUAAAAAUUAUUUAUUUGAUUUAUUUUCUUUGCCAGUUAUAUUUAAGUUGACUCAAGUUUUGUGUAUGUUUUAUUAUUAAACAGUUAAAUAAUUAUAUGUAAUAAUUGUUUAAGAGUAAUUUUUUCUCAGUAAAAAUAAGUACCACGAAA